UCAAACACACACAGACAGAGAAGCAGACAGAUUCACCUGACAGAGGAUUGUACACAUAGACAGAUCAAAAUGAAGACCCUGUUCUUCCUAUCCUGCAUAGUAACAGUGGUCCUGGGACUUGCUCCAAACAGGGUUGUCCAGAGAGACCUUCUCCCAGCACAGGGCCAUGUGGUGCAGGAAGAUUCACAACCCCUGGUAGUGAAAAGAACUGAAUUCUGGCAGAUCGAACAGGACACAAACACAGAAUGGGUCCCCCUGGUGCAGGAGAAAGAAGCAGAAGUUCCCCUGGUGCAGGAGAAAGAAGCAGAAGUCCCUCUGGUGCAGGAGAAAGAAGCAGAAGUUCCCCUGGUGCAGGAGAAAGAAGCAGAAGUCCCUCUGGUGCAGGAGAAAGAAGCAGAAGUUCCCCUGGUGCAGGAGGAAGAAGCAGAAGUUCCCCUGGUGCAGGAGGAAGAAGCAGAAGUCCCUCUGGUGCAGGAGAAAGAAGCAGAAGUUCCCCUGGUGCAGGAGAAAGAAGCAGAAGUUCCCCUGGUGCAGGAGGAAGAAGCAGAAGUUCCCCUGGUGCAGGAGGAAGAAGCAGAAGUUCCCCUGGUGCAGGAGGAAGAAGCAGUAGUCCCCUUGGUGCAGGAGGAAGAAAAGGAAGCGGUGCCUGUGAUGGACCCAGGCCUAGAUAUGGAGCCAGCAGCAGAGCUGCAGCCAGAGGAAGAGGUUGAUCCUGAGAUGGAGGUGGAAGGGGAGUUGGAGAGAUCAGAAGUUGAAGAAGGUCCUAUCUUGGAGGAAGAAUCCCUGGGGGUUGAGGAGCCAAUGAUGGAGCUGGAGCCACUAGAAGAGGACAGUCUGGUUGGACAGGAUCUGACCAGUGAUGAGCUGCAACAAUCAGUUUUCCAAUAUGAAGUAGAGCAACAACCAAUCAUGGAGCUGGAACCGUUGCCAGAGGAGGGGCUCGGAAUGGAGAGGAAACCGUAUGUAAUGGAUGAAGAACCAAUCAUGGAGCUGGAACCAUUGCCAGAGGAGGGGCUUGGAAUGGACAGCGAACCACAUGUCAUCAUGGGUGAAGAACCAAUCAUGGAGCUGGAGCCUUUUGGCGGUCAUCCAGUCAUGGAAUACAAUGACAUCAUGGUUGAAGAGCCCAGGAUGGAACUGGAGCCAGAAAUACACAAAGUUCCUUAUUCAGCGACAGGUCGUCACUCUGUGAUGGUGGAGGAGCCGGUGAUGGAGUUGGAGCCCUUGGCAGGGGAGGAGUCACACCCUUCUCCAAUGAAGCGUGGGACUCCAGGAGUGGGAGGCCCUAUCCUCUUUGAGCAGUCAAUCAUGGGAGAGGGUCCAAUGAUGGACGGGGCUGCUCACGUACGGGUGGAGCCCGUGAGAGAGAGGAGGGCUUUGGGGGAGCGGGAGGCAAAGCACCACCAGGUAGACACCUAUAUCACAGGGAGGCGCUCCUGUCCUGGUGUGAUCUUGGGGGGUAAAUGCUACCAGUUCUUCCAAGGCCCUAAAAAGGCUGCAGAUGCUGAGUUCUUCUGCCAGAGCAAUUUCCCCCAGGGCCACCUGGCCUCCAUCACCAGCCAGCAGGUCCACAGGCAGGUGAUGGACCUGAUGCUCCAGCAGAACGGGGCAUACACACGCACCUGGGUGGGAGGACUGCGCUACCUGGAGACUGGUCGCUUCAUCUGGUUGGACGGAGCACACUGGACCUAUGAGGACUUCCUGGCUGGAGAACCCAAUAACACAGCAGAUGUUGAAAACUGUAUAGAGCUGCUGGCAAUUGGAAGUGGAAAGUUCAAUGACAUGCCCUGCUGGGACCUGAGGUCAUUCAUCUGCUCUCACCCAAUCUAGAGCUGAUAUCAGACCAGCAAAGGCUUCUCUACUCUGAUGGGAAAGCUCAGGUUGGAGUCAAGCUGACAGCAACGUGAUAGAACAGAACAUCAGGUUUGGGGAAGAUGAGGUUUAUUUUCUACAUUCUGUGAAGUAUUUUGUUUUGUAUGAUGUCUGUGUAAAAAUUUACAUUUGUUGACAACAGUAAAUAAAGAGGAUUUAUUAGAUA
Messenger RNA from Osmerus eperlanus (European smelt), 2038 nucleotides. RefSeq names its product involucrin. NCBI's taxonomy places the organism in Eukaryota, Metazoa, Chordata, Actinopteri, Osmeriformes, Osmeridae. Gene Ontology annotation, molecular function: signaling receptor activity. The coding region runs from base 70 to 1830 and encodes 586 amino acids. The record is from RefSeq and is a predicted model, not a curated record. The transcript is spliced from 7 exons.